Penicillium digitatum Pd1 is the source of this 7701-nucleotide messenger RNA. RefSeq names its product type I polyketide synthase. Gene Ontology annotation, molecular function: phosphopantetheine binding; oxidoreductase activity; fatty acid synthase activity. The record is from RefSeq and is a predicted model, not a curated record. NCBI's taxonomy places the organism in Eukaryota, Fungi, Ascomycota, Eurotiomycetes, Eurotiales, Aspergillaceae. Gene Ontology annotation, biological process: fatty acid biosynthetic process; secondary metabolite biosynthetic process.
AUGCGCCUUCAACAACCCUGUGGGACUGGAACACCAGUUACCGGGAUCACAAAUGUCACUUUGCACGAAAUGCCGAUUGAUGUCCCCGAUAAUACCACUGGCAAUGUUCCGAAGCGAAUGGCCAUCAUCGGCAUGUCCUGUCGUCUUCCAGGAGACGUUUCGACGGCUGAAGAGUUUUGGGACCUCUGUUCUAGAGGCCGAAGUGCCUGGUCGCCAAUCCCGAAGAGCCGCUUCAACCCUGAGUCCUUCUAUCACCCUGAUCCCGAUCGACCAGGCUCUUUCAACCCGGUAGGAGCCCAUUUUUUGAAAGAAGACAUCGCGCUGUUCGAUGCGCCCUUUUUCAAUAUUACACUUCAAGAGGCACAAUCAAUGGAUCCGCAACAGCGCAUAUUCCUUGAGUGUGUGUAUGAAGCGCUCGAGAACGCAGGUAUCCCGAGCCAUGAGAUUGCGGGCCAAAAGGUGGGAGUCUUUGCAGGCGGCUCAUAUCCCGACUACGAAAUCAACAAUACCAGAGAUAUCUCUGCUAUCCCCAUGUAUGCUGCCACUGGAACAGCUAUGGCAUUGCAGGCGAAUCGCAUUUCAUAUCAUUUUGACUUAAAUGGUCCUAGUGUUACAGUCGACACAGCUUGUUCUUCUAGCUUGUCUGCACUUCAUCUCGCUUCUCAGAGUCUUCGGAGCGGCGAAUGCUCCAUGGCAAUUGUGGGAGGAUGCCACUUGAACGUAAUUCCCGAAGCUUUCGUCUCGAUGACGCGUUCCAGACUACUUUCCGACACUGGUCGCUCAUAUUCAUUUGAUCACCGGGGCACUGGUUUUGGUCGGGGGGAAGGUGCUGGAUGUAUUAUAUUGAAAUCCCUCGAGGACGCCGAGGCUGCUGGAGACGCCAUCCGAUCUGUAAUUAUAAACAGUGGCCUCAAUCAAGAUGGACGGACCAGAGGUAUCGCAAUGCCAAAUGGCAAAGCACAGGAGGCAUUGAUUCGUCAAGUCUAUAAAGAGGCACGGAUAGACCCGUCCUUGACAGGCUUUGUAGAGGCCCACGGCACCGGAACCAAAGUUGGUGAUCCACUCGAGGCCACUGCACUGAACGCCGUUUUUGGAAAAGGGCGGACUUCACGUCAGCCAUUGCUUGUAGGAUCUGUCAAGUCCAAUGUCGGUCAUACAGAAGGAACGAGUGGCGUUGUAUCUGUGAUCAAAACGGCACUGGCACUUGAGCGCGGCUUCGUCCCCCCAAACUGCAAUUUCGAAAAGUCGAAUGAUGAAAUACCCAUGGAAAGUUGGAAUAUGAAGGUUCCCAAAAAGCUGAUGCCGUGGCCCCGUGGCAAACCAUACGCAAGCGUGAAUAACUUUGGCUUUGGCGGGACCAAUGCUCAUGUUAUUUUACAACGUGGUCCCCGGCACGAAGGCGAACUGGCAGCAAAUAAUGACCCUCUCAAGCGCAAGUUGUACGUUGUCUCCGCGUACGAUAAACAAGCAGCUCUUCAGCUUGGAGAAUCCAUUGCAGCGUAUCUCGACCUUUACCCAGUCGUUUUCAACGACAGCACUCUGGAUAACAUGGCCUAUACACUAGGACAGCGACGUACAUUCCUGCCAUGGAGAUUGGCAUCUUCCGCAAUCUUUGGGCAGGAGUUGACUGCCUCUCUAGCUACCAACGCAGUGCCAGUUCGUUCUACCAAAGAGCCCACUCUCGGCUUUGUGUUUACUGGACAAGGUGCGCAAUGGCACAGUAUGGGCAAAGAACUUCUGAGCACCUACCCGGUUUUCCACAAGACCAUGAAAGACGUGGAUGCUUGCUUGAAAUCGCUCGGUGCUGCGUUCUCAAUUAUAGAGGAACUGCUUUUGACUGAUCCCGGCGCAAGCUCCAUCUCUGCCGCUUACAUGAGCCAGCCCGCUUGUACAGCACUACAGCUAGCUUUAGUUGAUUUGCUCUCCUCCUGGGGUAUUCGCCCCAAGGCAGUGGUCGGUCACUCCAGCGGAGAGAUCGCAGCAGCCUAUGCUGCAGGUAUUUUGAACCUCGAAGAAUGUGUUCGUGUAGCAUACUCUCGAGGUGUCGCAGCAAAUAUGGUUGCAAACAACAAGUUUAUUGACGGAGGCAUGUUGGCUGUCGGAGCCUGCGCCUCCGAUAUCCAGCAAAUUUUGGAUGCCAUGCGAGGGAACCGGGCUGUUAUUGCCUGCGUGAACAGCGAGUCAAGUGUUACUCUGUCUGGAGAUGCGGAAGCUAUCGGCGACUUGCAGGCUGCUCUGGACAAAGAAGGAAUCUUCACACGCAGACUGCAGGUUGAGGUUGCCUACCACUCUCACCACAUGCAGACUGUCUCAAAGGAGUAUCGAUCGCUGCUCGGGAAGAUUGCGCCACGAGACUCCGAAGUUCCUUUCUAUUCAACGGUUUAUGGAAAAUUGGUCCCAGGAAGCGCUCUGAACGCCUCUUAUUGGGUCGAUAAUCUGGUCUCCCGUGUGGAGUUUGUGGAGGGUCUUAAAAAUCUUGUGACUGAUAGCCAGGGAAAUAAAUCAAUCAGCACACUGGUCGAAAUCGGCCCACACCCUGCGCUCCAAACGGCUGUCAAAGAAAUUGCCCAGAAGUACGCCCCGAACUCCAAUGUGCAAUACCUCUACACCUUGAAACGGAAGGUUGAUGAUAUCGAGGCUGUUCAAAACCUUGCUGGCUCGCUGUUCACGCAGGGUAUGAACCUUGACUUCCAGGCCAUCAACUUCCCAAACUUGAGAACAUCGAGUAGGAAACCUGCUGUUUUGACAAAUCUACCUAGAUACCCGUGGAACCACUCAGAAAGAUACUGGUUUACCUCACGGCUUGGUGAUAACCAUUUCCAUCGCCAACUCCCUCGCAGUGAUCUCAUUGGCUCAUUGUGUAUGGAGAAUAUUGACCUUGAGCCUCGAUGGAGGAAUCUCAUUCGCGUAGAAGACCAUCCUUGGAUCCGUGAGCACAGAGUACAUGACCGCACUGUGUAUCCUAUGACCGGAUUCUUGGCUAUGGCCAUGGAGGCUAUCUCACAACACGCCUCUCUGCACAAUAUUACUCCUGGAAAGAUUAAUCUCCGUGAUAUCUUCAUUAGCCGUGUCCUCACCAUCCCCGACAACUCAUCAGUGGAGACAAUGCUCAGCUUGAAACCAUCGCGAACGGAGGCUCCAAGCAAAUCAGUACUUGGCUGGCACGAGUUUAAAGUCUUCUCAUGGGCAGAAGGUCGAGGUUGGGAUCAGCACUGUAAUGGCUUCAUUAUGGUACAAGAAGCCAAAGAUGUCAACCCAGUCGAUGGGUCUAGGCAAGAGCUCGAACAUACCGCACGAUUCACGAACCUAGUAUUGAACAUGCGAAACUCAUGCAACGUACCCGUGGACAGCAAGUUCCUAUACGAGAACAUCACUAAUGGAGGUGUCUGUUACGGUCCUCUUUUCCAAGGACUAGCCGAUGUCGCUGUGAGUAGGGAUAAUGAAGCAAUGGCUACCCUCUGCAUCCCAGACACGAGGGCAGCGAUGCCCCACAUGUGUGAGACUCCCUGCCUUGUGCACCCUGUUACACUUGAUCUGUGCACGCAAGUGAUGUGGAUUCUUUGUGGUUACGGGGAGCCUGGGCCACGAGUUACCCACGUGCCGUCGCAUGUCAAGCAGAUAUCUGUCUCGUUGUGCCACGAGCUCAAUGCCGGUACUGUACUCCAACUAUAUGGUCACAAGUCAGGAAAUGGAUCCGCAAGCAAUCCUGAGACCAACCGCAUUUUCGCCACUCUCCCAAGCGACCCAGCGAAUUUGCUCAUCGAUAUCAGUGGUGUCACUUUGGUGCCGGUAUCAAACGAUAAUCAAGGCUCAAAGGACACUUCACCUGAUCAGAUUUGCUACAAGAUUCAGUACGAGCCAUGCUUCGAGUUCCUCUCUGCCGAAGAUUAUCGAGAGCUUCCUCGCCCCGAAACUGACACGGCGCAAGGCCUUGAACGAAUGGACCAGCUCGAAUCUGUGGCAGAGCACUACCUCGCACAGAUGGUGAAGUGUGUGACAGAAGAGGAGGUGUCAACCUUUCAACCCCACCACCAGAAAUUCUAUCGCUGGGCCCAGAAUACUUGCCGAAACGCGCGUGUCAAAAAUUCCGUGUCCCUUGAAGUUCUCGAACAGAACAGCACCGUCAAUGGGGCAGGUGAGUUGACAUUCCGAGUGGGAGAGUUGCUUCCUCAAAUUCUCAGGGGCAAGGUAGACGCCUUAACUGUACUACUGGAGGACGACGGGAUUGGCAAACACUAUCGUGACCUUGACGCUCUUCGAGAGGCCUACGCAAACGCCUCUGUCUGUGUCGAUAAGAUGGCUCACCAAAACCCCGAACUCAACAUCCUUGAGAUCGGUGCUGGAACUGGUGGUGCCACCUUGCCCAUUCUGCAGAGUCUGGGUGGCGGAAAAGAGGGGUCUACGCCUCGGUUUAGGCACUACACCUACACUGACAUCUCCCCCGGCUUCUUUGAGAAAGCUAAGGCAAAGUUCGAAAAUUGGGGACAUCUCAUGACAUACCAGACCCUAGACGUGUCCGCCGAUCCCAUGAGCCAAGGCUUUUGUGAUGGCAUUUAUGAUGUUGUUAUUGCGUGCAACGUGCUGCAUGCUACUUCCGAUAUGAGCCAGACUAUGUCAAAUAUCAGAACUCUCUUGAAGCCUGGUGGUAAGAUUCUACUCAUCGAGGAAACGGUUUCCAAGGCACGCCACUUCCCAUUCGCCCUUCUUCCCGGAUGGUGGCUGGCCAAUGAUAAAGUCCGUAACGAAGGACCACUACUCACCGUCAAAGGAUGGAGUAACGUGAUGAAGGAGAAUGGUUUCUCUGGAGUUGACCUGUGUAUUGAGGAAUACCCCGGAGAAUCUUUCCAAUCCGGUUGUCUUAUGACCUCCACUGCUACCGGCCCAAUAAACGGUCCCACAAACGCCGGGGAUAUCGUGAUCCUCGGCAUUGACUCGCUCGGCAGCGUAUCGUCCCUUAGCCUUGAACAUGGUCUUCGGAAGACGACCGGUGUUGACCCGAUCACUGCUAUUGACCCUGAUGAGGUUGAUGUCACCGGGAAAUGGUGUAUUUUCCUUGGAGGAAUGGAUCGCUCGAUCCUGUCGCAUCUCACGCAAGAAAAGUUCCAGACGCUGCAGCGCCUUCUGAGCCGGGCUAGAGGUCUGCUGUGGGUCGUUCGGCAUACCAAAUCUGACCUGGAAUCCCUUGGCGCGAACAUGGCAAUCGGCCUUGCUCGCACUGUGAGAUCAGAGACUGGCCUCCAAUUCGUCACGCUUGAUCUGGGAGAACGGGAGAAAAUGCCCGAUUCCGAGGCCGUGAGGCACAUGCUCAAUGUCUUCAACGGAGUCUUCUGCCAAACAUCGCAAUUGAGCCAGAACGACUGGGAGUUUGUUGUCCGAAAUGGUCAUGUUUGCGUGCCCCGCUUGAUUGACAACGACCCAUUGAAUCUCAGUGUCCAGCAAGAGACACCAGAUGCACCCCCGCAGAUGCAGCUUUUCAAACAAGAUCGGGCUUUGCGACUUGCUGCUGGCGAUGGGAGGGGUCUCGACGAGCUUUACUUCACAGACGACCUUUCAAUCACCGGACCCUUGCCGGAAGACCAUAUUGAGAUUCAGGUCCGCAGCACAGGCCUUAAUUUCAGAGACGUUCUGAUGGCCAUGGGCCAGCUUCAAGGUGACAGGCUAGGCCAGGAAUGUAGUGGAGUAGUGACCCAAGUCGGAGCUGCUGUUUCCGACUUCAAGAUUGGAGAUCGAGUCUGUGCAAUGUCGCCAGGUUCGUUGUCAACUUUUACUCGCUGCCCGGCCUCUGGGUCCUGGGCAAUCCCCGAUGAUAUGCCAUUCGAGACUGCAGCUUCCAUUCCAGCGGUGUUCUGUACUGCCUAUUACUCUCUCAUCGACCUUGGACGGUUGGCUAAAAAUGAGAGCGUCUUGAUCCAUGCCGCUGCAGGAGGCGUUGGUCAAGCCGCAAUUAUUAUUGCCCAGAGCGUUGGAGCUAAUAUUUUCGCAACCGUCGGCAGUCUCGAGAAGAAAACCUUCUUAAUAGAAACCUACCGACUGAGGGAAGAUCAUAUUUUCUUCAGUCGGGAUUUAUCAUUUGCGCAAGGUGUCCAGAACGCCACUGCUGGCCAGGGUGUAGAUGUUGCUCUUAACUCGCUUAGCGGCGAUGCCUUACAAGCGACGUUCGAGUGUGUAGCACCCUUUGGUCGCUUUAUUGAACUCGGCAAGCGGGACAUUACUACUAACUCUCGGCUGGAGAUGGCUCACUUCAACAAGAAUAUCUCCUUCGCAUCUGUCGACUUGGGACUUGUUAGAGAGAAGCGUCCGAAAUUGACGAAGCGGCUGCUGCGUGAUGUGUUCAAGCUAUUUGUCGAAACUGACGCCCAGUCAAGGUGGUCCGUCACCACUAUUACAAUCUCAGAUGUUGAGGUUGGUUUCCGCGCGCUGCAAAGUGGACAAUUGAUUGGCAAAAUGGUGGUCCAGGUCACGGAUGAAUCUCUAGUCAAGGUUCAUCCUGCUAGAAGAGACGAAAAUCUCCUUCGCGCAGAUGCUUCAUAUAUCAUCGUUGGCGGAACCGGCGGCAUUGGUCUCAACAUCGCCAGUUGGCUGCCAGAGAGAGGGGCCAAAAAUCUAAUCCUGGUUUCUCGAAGUGGUGCUAAGACUGAAAAUGCCGAGCAGACUAUUCAGAACCUUUCUCGCCAGGGUAUCAACGUGGAAGUCUGUUGCUGCGAUGUGUCGGAUAAGCAAAGCGUCGAGCAAAGUCUUGUUCCUCUCCUCACCCGCAUGCCUCCUGCUCGUGGUGUUGUAUUCGGCGCUAUGGUUCUCCGGGAUACCCUAUUUGAAAAGCUUACUUUCGCGGAUUACCAGACCGUGAUGAUGCCCAGAGUCCAUGGAAUCUGGAACAUUCAACGGGCAUUGACAGGCACUAAUGGUAGCGUAGACUUCUUCAUCAACCUCUCGUCCGCUGCCAGUUUUGUUGGCAACAUGGGCCAAUCCCCCUACGCAGCCAGUGGAACCUUCAUGGCAGCGCUCGCUCAGUACCCCGAGACAGCCAAGAUGCGCUGUUCCACAAUCGAUCUACCCAUUGUACGCGGAGUCGGAUAUCUCUCCGACGACCAGAAGCGCGAGGCAAUCUCCAAACAGCUCGGCACUGAGUCUGUCGGUGCAACAGAUAUUCGUGGUCUUGUGACUGCAGCAAUCCGCAACGAGUUUGACAUUUCGUGCGAGGGGCACUGCGUCGUUGGGUUUGAAGCCGUCAAAACCACCCCUGCCAGUGAACAGCCUUUCUGGGUAACCGAUACCAAACUGUCGCACCUGCUGCGCCUCUCCACUCUCGCUGGCGCGGGUGAAUUGACCGAGUCUGCACAGAACGGCACCGAGAUUCCACCGGCACUUGCCAUCCGCCAAUCGAAGACUCACGAAGAUGCCGAAGCCGUCGUUGGAGCUGCCGUGCUCAAGAAGAUCUCUAGCAUUCUUAUGCGCCCGAUGGAAGAUCUUGAUCCUGCUGCGCCUAUUACGGUUUAUGGCCUGGAUUCGCUGGUUGCCAUUGAGAUCAGAAACUGGAUUUCACGCGAGUUGGAAGCUAAUCUUCAGAUUCUGGAGAUUCUAACCAGUGAAUCCAUCCCUGCUCUUUCUGACACAAUCCUCAACAAAUCGGGUUUACUUACUCCGGACCUGAAGGCUGUGUGGGGUCUUGAUGUGGCUGAAGGCCCAAUCAGUCAAUUGUGA